AUGGCGCUUCUUCUCAAAUAUGUGAUUCUAAUCGGCGUAAUUUGCGGAGUGUCGUUUGCGGCAAUUGCCGCCGAACCCGAGAGAACUAUGAGUCCCGAAGAGGAGUACAUCAACAAAUUGGCGCAUCGAACGACGGAUGCGCAGCGGAAUGGCACAACUCUUGCGCAAGUGUUGCAGGGAUCGGCGAGAUCGCGAGUUGUUGGCGUGGAGGGGGUGAAUUAUGAGAUCAAUAAGACCAAUAAUGAACCGUAUUUGGUUUGUGCGGUGAGUUUUGAGCAUAUUUGGGCUCAAAAUGCUCCAAAUUUCGAGGAUUUUCAAAUCCCAACAAUCCACGUGGCGUGCUUCGCAAGCCCUGUUCAAACAGUUGGCCGCUGACGCGGAAUCUUGCGGUUUACACUCGCUCCGCUCGACCCGAGCGCUCUGCGCGAGUGUAGACAGCAAGCUUCCGCGUAAGCGGCACUAUCUUCCGCUUUAGCGGCCACGUAGAUUGCUAUGAUCCCUUGCCACGUCAUAGCACCCCACGUGGCCGCUGAAGCGGAAGCUUGCGGUCUACACUCGCUCCGCUCGACCCGAGCGCUUUGCGCGAGUGUAGACCGCAAGCUUCCGCGUCAGCGGCACUAUCUUCCGCUUUAGCGGCCACGACGCCUUCAAUGACGUGGAUUUUCGAGCGCCGGAGGCGCGAGUGUAAUCCGCAAGAUUCCGCGUCAGCGGCACUGUCUUCCGCUUUAGUGGCCACGUGGAUUGCUAUGACGUUUGCCAUAUCAUAGCAAUCCGCGUGGCCGCGUUCGCGGAAGAUAGUGCCGCUGACGCGGAAGCUUGCGGUUUACACUCGCGCCUCCGGCGCUCGAAAUUCAAUAAUUAUACUUUGCUCGCUUCACUAAAUUAUAGCUCUCAUACUUUUUUUUUGCUGAAAAAUAAAUCAUGUGACGAGGAAGAAAAAAGAGAAGAACAACAUUUUUCAAAAAAUGUCAGGUGAUAAUUUUUUUUUUGCCGAAAAAAAAAUUAAAGAUCAGCUCGAGUACACGUGGAUUCUGAAAAUCCUCGAAAUUUGGAGCAUUUUGACAUCAAACAUGCUCAUAUUUAGUCUUGAAAUGCUCCAAAUUCCACGUGGAUUCUGAAAAUCCUCGAAAUUUGGAGCAUUUUGACAUCAAAUAUGCUCAUAUUUAGUCUUAAAAUGCUCCAAAUUCCACGUGGAUUCUGAAAAUCCUCGAAAUUUGGAGCAUUUCGAGCCCAAACAUGCUCAUAUUUAGUCUCAAAAUGCUCCAAAUUCCACGUGGAUUCUCCGAAAAUCCUCGAAAUUUUUGCAGUUCCUCGACCGCACCAUCUGCGACCCGGACACCAAUCCGAAUUGUCCCACCACCCAAACGUGCACACUUCACGGCUCACACGUCGUUCUAUCGUGCAUCUCUGUGUUCAGCUAUGAACCCAGGGUGGAGGUGGUGAAUUCGACGGAAAAGAUCAUCGGGGUUCCGGAGGAGACGAUUCAUUUUCAAGGUUGUCAGGAGCGGAUGGCGGAGAGCAAAGCGGGAUGCGGAGAGCAUACGGUAAGUCGACGGGCGGAGCCGCGAGUCUAUCAAAAAUGCCCGCAAGAUUCCGCGUCAGCGGCCUCGUGGCAACGAUAGAGAUCAUAGAAAUCCACGUGGGGCCGCUGAAGCGGAAGAUAGUGCCGCUAACGCGGAAGCUUGCGGUCUACACUCGCGCACAGCGCUCGGGUCGAGCGAAGCGAGUGUAGACCGCAAGAUUCCGCUUCAGCGGCCACGUGGAAACCAUAGAGAUCAUAGAAAUCCACGUGGGGCCGCUUACGCGGAAGCUUGCGUUCUACACUCGCUCCGCUCGACCCGAGCGCUCUGCGCGAGUGUAGACCGCAAGCUUCCGCGUCAGCGGCACUGUCUUCCGCUUCAGCGGCCACGUGGAUUACUAUGACAUGGCAAGGGAUCAUAUCAAUCCACGUGGCCACUAAAGCGGAAGUGAAAUCAAGUGCGCUCUAAUGCGAAUUUUUGAGAAUUUUGAUAAUUUUCAAAAAUUCUCAAUGGAGCGCACUUGCUAUAACUAACUUCAAAAUAGGUGUUAGAGCUCCAAAAAUAUAUGAAAAUGCUCAGAAAAUCAAGUGCGCUCUAAUGCAAAAUUGAAAUUUUUCAAAAAUUCUCCAUAGAGCGCACUUGCUAUAACUAACUUUAAAAUGCUUCUUAGAGGUCCGGAAAUACACGAAAAUGCUCAGAGAAGCAAGUGCGCUCUAAUGCAAAUCUUCAAAAUUUCGAAAAAUUUCAAAAAUUCUCCAUGGAGCGCAUUUGCUAUUUUUUUUUUGCAGUGCCUCAACAACGGCGUGAAACGCAAAAGCCGUGUGCGCAACUGUUGUUGUCUGACCAAAAACUGCAACGAGAAGAGGGCGGUGCGCAUGUUGAAUCCGUUCUACGUGGAUCCGGACGCGGAAGCGGAAGCGGAACAGCUCAAAAAUUCGACACUAAAUGCUCCAAAAAUUAUUGGUUAGUACCUUAUAAUUGCACCAUUUUCACCCUUUUUUUCAUUUUUGCACCAAAGUAAAUCGUUAAUUUUUUCUAUUUUUUGCACAGCUAAUAUGAGCAAUGCUCCAAAUAUUAACAAAAAAGGAUUCUAAAUCACUAAUAUGAGCAAUUCUGAUUUUAAGAAUGCGGAGCGUUGCUCAUAUUAGCGAUAAAACUGCCGAAAAAUGGUCCGCUCUACUUCAUUAAUAUGAGCAAUUCUCAGGAAGCAUGUGUGUUAACAUGAGCAAUGCUCCAAAAUCUAACACUUCCACGUGUGAAAAUUUCAGAACUAGCACCAGAAAGUGAGGAAGAAGAAGAAGAAGAAGCUGAACUAAAAACCGGCGGAUAUUCACUGUCUUUUGUAGUCUACAUGGUGAUGCUCACGGCGUGUUUGUCAUUUGCGGCCGCCACCAUUUUGAUCUACUCAAUGUGUAGUCGAAGGAGGCAACAGACACAUGUCAAAUUGGUGAGUUUUGAAGGGAGCAUAGCUAUGACGUGGCAAAAAAUCCACGUAUUUUGAUACCAAACAGGCCUAGGGUACUGUAGUUCCCGCGUGGUAAGACCCAGGCGGUACAGUACCCCAUAGCUAUGACGUGGCGGAAAUUCCACGUUUUUAGGGUCUAAACACGCCUAGGGUUACUGUAAGCGUUGAGGAUCGUGGUGAGACACAGAUCCUACAGUACCCUAAUCAUAUUCGGUCUCGAAAGUAGGUCACAAAUACAGUACCCCAUAGCUAUGACGUGGCAUGAAAAAUCCACGUUCUAAGAGUCCAAACACGCCUAGGGUUACUGUAGCCACGUGGAUUUUUAUCAUAGCACGUUUGACCUCAAGAAUUCCGAGUAGAUCAGAACUACAGUACCCCAUAGCUAUGACGUGGCAUGAAAAAUCCACGUGUUCCCGCGUGGCAAGACCCAGGCGCUACAGUACCUUAGAUAGAUCAGCUUUACAGUACCCCAUAGCUAUGACGUGGCAUGAAAAAUCCACGUUUUUAGAGUCCAAACAAGCCUAGCGUUACUGUAAGCUUUGAGGAUCGUGGUGAGACCCAAAAUCCACAGUACCCCCGUCAUGUUUAGUCUCAAAAUGAUCGUAAUUUCGAGGCAUGACAGUACCCCAUAGCUAUGACGUGGCGAAAAAUCCACGUUUUCCGAGGAGGUCAAACAAGCCUAGGGUUACUCUAAGCUUUGAGGAUCGUUGAGACCCAAAAUCUACAGUACCCCCGUCAUGUUUAGUGUCAAAAUGCGUAGAACUCCAAGUAGAUCAAAACUACAGUACCCCUCCCCCGUCAUGUUUAGUCUCAAAAUGACCGCAAUGUGAUUCAGAAUAGCUAUGACGUGGCAAAAAAACAGUAACAAACCUAACUUCUUGCAGGAAACCACAAACGCAUCAGCUCCCCUAGUCCUACCCACUCAAGAAUUCGAAAUGCGCACGCGAAGCCCGGCAAAACCCACCAACAGCCCGAUUCUCAACGGUCGUCUCCACUACCCAGCCCACUACUAUCCACCCGAACUCGACACCAACAACCAGAACAGCACGGCGAUCAACAACAUCAGCGAGGCGAUCAGCGAUCAACACAUCAUCGCACACGGUCGCUAUGGUUUUGUGUUCCGCGCGAAAUACACCGACCCAGAGGGGAAUGAGCACUGUGUGGCUGUCAAGAAGCACGACAUCUCCGAACGCCCCAGUUAUCUUGCCGAGAAGAAGAUCUUCGAUUAUUUUGCGAGUUUACCCAAGGGCUACCCAUCGAUCUUGAAAUAUUGGGGAUCCGAGGAAGUUGGGCAGGAACUAUGGAUUGUUACCGAAUACCAUGAGAGACUUAGCCUAUAUGAGUUAAUCAAGCGGAAUACCAUAAGCCUGGCGUCAGCUAUCAGAGUUAUCUUAAGUAUGGUUGAUGGUUUACAAUUCCUACAUGAUGAUCGACCAUUUUUCUUUGGACAUACCAAGCCGAUUAUAAUCCAUAGGGAUAUAAAAUCCAAGAACAUCCUAGUUCGGAAGGAUAUGACAGCGCUGAUCGCAGAUUUCGGUCUCGCCCGGAAGUUCGAGAUGCGCAACCCGAAAUACAACGAUCUUCUCGGGCAGGUCGGCACCCGUCGCUAUAUGUCGCCUGAAGUUCUCGAGGGUGCCACCGAGUUCACACCGUGCGCCUUUAAGCAGAUGGACGUUUAUGCGAUGGCGUUGGUGAUGUGGGAGGUGUUGUCGCAGACGAUUUUGGGGGAGGAGAAGGUGGAGGAGAUGGCGGAGUAUAUGUUGCCGUAUGAGGAUCAGGUGGGCAUGAAUCCGACGAUUGGGCAGAUGCGGGAGAUUGUUGUGGGGAAGAGGAUGAGGCCGGUGUGGAGGGCGCAGAUUAAUAGGCAUCCGGUGAGUUGGGGGGGGGGGGGGCAGACAACCAUGUUGUUAGAGAGGCAGAGCAUAGCAGACAGCUAGAGAGUAUAGGGAAAGAGAAGAGACGUAGAGGAGAUACACACAUGGGAAGAGUCAGACAGCUAGAGAGCUAGAGAUUGCGAGAGACGCAGGGAAUCAGAGAACUACAGGGCUUAAGAUCACCAGAGACGCAGAGAUAUCAUAUAGCUAGAGAGUAAGGGAAGAGAAGAGACGUAGAGGAGAUACACACAUGGGAAGAGUCAGACAGCUAGAGAGCUAGAGAUUGCGAGAGACGCAGGGAAUCAGAGAACUAGAGGGCUUAACAGACAGCUAGAGUCAGACAGCUAGAGAAUCAGAGACGCAGAGAUAGCAUAUAGCUAGAGAGUAUGGGGAUAGAGGAGACGCAGAGGAGACGACGAGAUACAGAGUCAGACAGCUAGAGAAUCAGAGACGCAGAAAUGGCAUAUAGCUAGAAAGUAUGAAAGUACGAGAGACGUGGAGAUCCAGACAACUAGAGAUCAUAGUAUUUCGAGAGACGCAGAGAUGUAGACAGCUAGAUAGCAAGGGAAUAGAAAAGACAGUUAGAGUCAGGCAGCUAGAGAAUCAGAGACGCAGAGAAACAUACUACUAGAUAGAGUACGCAAGAUUACGAGAGACGCAGGGAACCAGAGAACUAGAGAGCAUAACAGACAACUAGAGUCAGGUAGCUAGAGAGCACAACAUUUUGAGAGAGACAGACAACUAGAGGGCUUAGAGACGCAGAGAUAGCAAACUGCAAAGAAGUAUGCACAAGCGAGAGACGCAGAGAGGUAGACAACUAGAGUAUUGAGUAGGCUACUACUAAAAUCAGACGACCAGAGAACAGGGACGCAGAGGAACAACAAUCAAUUCAAUGUUGUUUAAAGAAAUCGCGUGUGCUGCGCGGAAUCGCCGAAGAAAUGUGGGAUCCGGAGGCGCACGGCCGCAUCACCGCCGGUUGCGCCUUCAACCGCAUCGUCCGCAUGGUCGUCGAGGACAAACUGAAGCGACACAUCGAGGAUGCGGAUUGCAAAGAGGCGAUGAGCGCCUAUCAUGAGGAUCCCGAAAAUGUGCCGCAUCCCACUCCGGAUCCGUUUGAGGAGCAGCCCGAGCCACCGGCCUAUCCCGAUGUUGAUAAGCUGGGAAUUAUUGGGGGUGAGUGGAGGGGGGCUCUAUUAUCCCAUGCCACGUCAUAGCAACCCACGUGGCCGCUAAAGCGGAAGAUAGUGCCGCUAACGCGGAAGCUUGCGGUUUACAGUCGCUUCGCUAGACCCGAGCGCUGUGCGCGAGUGUAGACCGCAGGAUUCCGCGUUAGCGGCACUAUCUUCCGCUUUAGCGGCCACGUGGAUUGCUAUGACGUGGCAAGGGAUCAUAGUAAUCCACGAAUGGUCCAGAACCCAAAUAUGGUUGUGUUUGGUGUCAAAAUGCUCCAAAUUCCACGUGGAUUCUGAAAAUCCUCGAAAUUUGGAGCAUUUUGGGACCGAAAAUUAUUGAUUUUUUGAAAAUUUGAAUUUCCCGCUAACUCAAAAAUCAUCAAAUUUUCAAAAUUUUUCAAAAAAUCGAUAAUUUUUUACACGUGGCAAAUUUAGGCUUAAAAAAACAAAAAAAUCGAUAAUAUUUGAAAUUUUGAAAUUUUCGGGUCCCAAAUUUCGAAUUUCUGAAAUUUUGAUGAUUUUUGAGUUGGCGGGAAAAUUCAAAAUUUUCCAAAAAAUUCGAUUUUUUCUGAUUUUUCUGAACCUAAAUUUGCCACGUGGAUUUUUUAUUUUGAAAAAAAAUUUCAAAUUUUCAAAACAUCGAUGAAUUUUUGGUCCCAAAAAGCCACGUGGCAAAUUUGGGUUCAAAAAAUUGCAAAUUUUCCGAAUUUUUCAAAAAAUCGAUAAUUUUUGGCGGGAAAAUUGAAAAUUUUCCAAAAAAUUCAUCCGAUUUUUUCUGAUUUUUUUGAACCUAAAUUUGCCACGUGGAUUUUUUAUUUUGAAAAAUCAAUAAUUUUUUCCACGUGGCAAAUUUAGGCUUAAAAAAUCGAAAAUUUUCAGAAUUUUCAAAAAAUCGAUAAUUUUUAGCCCAAAAUUCAAUGCUCCAAAUUCCACGUGGAUUCUGAAAAUCCUCGAAAUUUGGAGCAUUUUGAGCCCAAAUAUGGUUGUGUUUGGUCUCAAAAUGCUCCAAAUUCCACGUGGAUUCUGAAAACCUCAAAAUUUGGAGCAUUUUGAGCCCAAACAUGCUCAUAUUUAGUCUCAAAAUGCUCCAAAUUGGAUUCUCUUGAUUUCAGUCGACGAAAUUUGGGACGCUCGCGACAACGGUCUGAAAUACCGUCGUGGUCCCGAGCAAAUCUACGACGCGGCGUUGCGGCGGAUGCUGACGGAAGAGGAGGUGAAAGCGUUGGCUACUAGCGGAGUGUAUAUGGAUGCGGAAGAGUCUUCGAUUGUCUCCAGCUUUGAGCAUUCGGAUUUUUAA
Molecule: messenger RNA, 7328 nt
Organism: Caenorhabditis angaria
Lineage: Eukaryota; Metazoa; Nematoda; Chromadorea; Rhabditida; Rhabditidae
Source: the annotation of a GenBank genome assembly